Molecule: messenger RNA, 4678 nt
Organism: Spirodela intermedia
Lineage: Eukaryota; Viridiplantae; Streptophyta; Magnoliopsida; Alismatales; Araceae
Source: the annotation of a GenBank genome assembly
AUGGCCGGCAUCCAGCUGCGACAAUCGGCCUCUUCCCCAGUCGCAGCUCGAAACCUUAGCAGGAAUUUGGGUUCUUCUCCAUCUCCGUGCUCUCUCUCCCUUCAUAUUUUCACCAGGAGACCAGUCGGAAGAAGCCGGGUGGUCUCCGUCGGCGUUGCUCCGGUGGCGAGGUUUGGCCGCGGCGGCGGCGGAUAUCGGCCAAGCCCCGGGAGGGGUGGGUCGAGGAGGCCACCGGGAGGUCGCCCUCCUCCCUCCGAUGCCGACGAUGAGGCCCUGGAUUUUAGCAGAUUAACGUACGUGCCGCUGAUAUCUCUGGUCUUUGCGGCGGAAUUAUGGCUAAAUUGCAUCAUUUCUAGUUUCUUACUAUUGGAAAAAAUCCUUUUUUUUCCCUUCCUGAAAGAGAAACUAUGCGAGGAGAAUCUUCCUGUUACGAAGUUGGCCAUGCAUUGGGCUGUUCUUGGGUUCUUACGGAUGAGAGGUGUGAAAGGGUCAUGGCAGAGAUAGACGAACGCAGAGACAUAAUAAUAGCACGUAAUUGUAGAUUAUAAGAGAGCAAGAGGUUUUUAGAAUUGGUUGUGAGAAAUUCGUGGGGCAUUGUCGAUGAAAAGAUUAUCUUCUGAUUUCGGGUCGGAAGGGUUGGAAGUGGGAGAUAAUAGCAAUAACUGGGGAAGGUGUGGAUACUGGAAAAGGAGGGAUUUUGGUAGGCCUUCACUUUAUUCUUCAUAACGGGUUGCAUUCUUUUACCACACUCGUGAGUCGUAUGCAAGUGAUUUAAACUCAGGUCUAAGGAAGAGGUGGAUUUCUAUUCUUGGCUGUAGUUAUGUUUCAAAAGGAGAGCCAAAUGCUAUCCAGCGGGUCCGGAAUCUUGGCUGAAAACAACGCAGAAGAGUUUUGACUAAUUUAUUCAGGGAAAAAAGAGUUUCUUGUCCAUAGCAGAAGUCUAUAUGUUUGACCUUAAAAGGAUACUCAAAGUGUGCUCAGAGGUCGAUAUGACUGAUAUUUUUUUUGCUUUCAUGCCAAACCAUGAAAUAUUUUACUUCUUUCAGUUGUCCCCGAAAUUUUUCUGAGAUGCUGUAAUAAGAUUUCUCAUUCUUAUUUUGACUGAUAAUCGGGAAUUUAUUCACAUGAUUUUUUUUCUAGUUUUUUCUUUUCAGAAAGAUUUGGCUUUUCGCUACUUUUCUUUGACUGAUUUCAAUAAUUUAUUUUCGUUUAAAAUAGGUCAAGCUCUGUACGCCUAAUUGAUGAUCAGCAGAACAUGGUUUGUGUUUCUUUGGAAAAUACUCUCGUAGAUCAUGGUAUGUUCGAAACUGUUUCUGAGCCUUUCUCUUCCUCUCAACAGAUCGGGGUAGUUCCACUUGAUGAAGCUAUACAGAGGGCCGAAGAUGCAGAGCUUGAUCUGGUAUAGAUUUUUCUAAUGUUAUCUUGCAUUAUGGAUAAAUGCCUCAUUUUUUCUAUUUUUUUUCGUUGAGGUUAAUGUCUGUAGUAAUUUUCUCUAACGGAGACUUCACUCCAGAAUUCUGAAAGUCCUGGAUUUACUGAAAGUCCUCAAUGUGUAUUAAAUUUAUUUUGCAGGUGAUAUUGUCUGCAGAUGCAGAUCCACCUGUCUUGAGGAUAGUUGAUUACAAGUACUAGUCAAUCCUCUCCAUUUUAUGAUUUAGCUCGCGCUGGCACUUCCCUUUAUGCCCAUUUAACUUUAUUACUGGUCUUUGUGCUGUGAGUAAAUGACUUUUUACAUUCAAUCACAUUGCUUAUACAAUCAUACUCAAUCAUGUUGGUGAUAAGCUCGAGUUCAUAAACAUGUUGAUGAUGCAAUAAUGUUCUUUGAUUCUGUCGGUGUUCUAUUGUCUUUGAGUGCCUGGUGGCCUUGUUUAGUGUCUCUAUUGUCUCCUCCUUACUCAUCUUUGUGGUUCCUCCCUCCUCUUGUCCCUCUCCUCCCUCUCUUCCUUAUUUCUCAUCAUCUUUGAUUGUUCCAUGAAUUGGCAGGAACAAGCACACUGGCAUCAUUACCAGUGGGUCUUGCUCACUUUUUCACACAUUUCUUUUGUUUCACAGAUAUCAGAAUCUGGAGAAAUGAAAAACCAACCAAUAACAUGAACGGAGACCCUCCUCUCUUGCUCUUCUCACAUCACUAGUGAAGCCUCCAGUCUAUCCUCUGCUAGUGAUUUUUCCUUUUAUAUCUUUCGUCAACGAAGCCCUCUUGACUCCUAUCUCCAUCUCUUUCCUUCCCAUUUCAAACCGUUCCCUUUUCUCCUUCACAUUCCCUGCCUCUUCUGCUGUGUUUAUUCUCAUUUCCGUUUCUCCCAUGCUUUCCCUCUUUCAUGAAACAUAAGUUUGCAUUUAUCCGAAACAUAUCCUCCUUGCUCACCUUAAAAAGAAGUAUAUUUAUAUUAUUAUGAACCUUUAAAAUGUCUCAGCUUAUGAUUUUUUUGGAGAAAAAAUCAUGUCUUAUGUACGAGUACUUUUGGUGCUUUUUUCUUUUAAAUUUUCAAUGCUGAUCUAUAAUCAGUGAUUUAUUUUUUUUCAUACAGCAAGUACAGGUAUGAACAGCAGAAAAAGAAAAAAGAUCAGCAGAAGAAAUCUGCUGGUGAAUGUCUUCUCCUUGAAAAUUUCUAAAUUAGUACCUUUUCUAUGGCUCAAUUCGAAAUCUUGAGCAUCAGAUUGCUGAAAACUUGAACGUUUUCUUUGUUGUGCAGCAAGUCGUAUGGAUAUCAAGGAAAUAAAAAUGGGGUCAGUCUUGCUGAUCACUGUCCAAGUUCUAUUCAGUUUUUUCGGUCAAAAUGUCAUGUUGAACUGAUCACCGUCUCUACUUCGACCAUAAUCUCUAUCAUUUCUUUUUCUCCAUGGUUUGUUAUUUUGCUUGAUUUUCUCCGGUUUUAUUUACAUCCUGUGAUUUUUUCGCAACCCUUCUUUGCAGUGCAUCUACAAAUUUUUUUCGGAAGGAUGUCUUGCUGGUACUCAUACGAAAUAUAUAUUAAUACAGAAUUGGAAGACAUUAUAUGAGAUGAAUUUAAACUGGGUUUAUCUCGUAUUUAGUGCGAAAAAAAACUUACAAAAUAAUACUUGUCCUUUGGGAAAACUUUUGAGUAUCCAAAGAAUGUAAUAAAGUUUGAUCAUCCCGAGUAUGAAUCAUCAAUAUAUAUCAUGUGACAACGACAAGAGCGAUGCUGGUCUUCCUUUUUUGCUUGUCAAGAAAAAAUUCCUCAAUAAUCUUAAUGCAAAUUGAUUUUUCAAUCAGGGUUUUCUUUACAGCGUUGAAUGGGCAUUUCUUGCCUGUUUCUAGACCAGGUGCAUAAAACUAUAGUAAUCUGCAGCAUUUUAUGCAUUGUAUGUUAUGGAUUUGUUGAAGCCCUUUAUCUCUCCGUAUGUCGGUAAUGUCUGUCUUACCGUUGUUUCUGUUUGUGGCAGGUAUAACAUCGAUUCUCAUGACUAUACUGUGAGGUUGAAAGCUGCACAGAGAUUUCUCAAAGAUGGAGAUAAGGUGGCUGUUAUAUCCUUCAGAUAUUUUUUCUUCUGUAUCUUUUCUUAGAUAGCUGCUGAGACUUGGGCCCUUUCAAUUCUCUGCAGGUUAAGGUCAUGGUAAACCUGAAGAAGCGUGAGAAUGAUUUCAGGGACAUGGCUAUUGAUCUCCUCAAGCGCUUUCAGGAAGAUGUUGGGGAGGUAUUGGCCUUCCAUCACCUUCAUCCUUAAAAGAUAAAUCAAUUAUUCUUGUAUUUUUCUGCUUUUUCGGAAUCUUAUGAACUGAUAAUUCAUUGUUUCUAACGCGUCACCUUAAGAAAGAGGGAUACAUCCGAUUUGAUGUGUUAAUAAUGGCCCAGUUUCACUGUUUCUCACGAGGUCAUUGUUCUCUUUUUUCCCAGAUAUUUGACUGAAAAAUAAUUAAUUUUUUUUGGGUGAUCAUCUCUAUUGAGCAUUUUUGCAAUCUGAGAUGUGGGUUUGAUUAUCAACCUCCUUUUCUCAAUAAUCUCUUCCCUUUGCGAAUUCAUAACUUGGUGCACCGAUAGGUUACUCAUUUUCUCAUAUCUUUGAGGGAAAUUAUUAAACUUUUGUCCGGACCAUCCUCUCUAUUAAGCAGACGCCGGCUAAAAUAUAUGGGUUUUACUUUUUAAUCCUGGUGUUCUAAAUAAUUUCUUCCCCUCACAUAUUCGCAUCUUGGCAUGGAUAAAUUACUUAUUUUCCUUGAUGUUUGACUGAAAAACAACCAAAAACUAUAAACGUGCCGAAAUUCUGUGGAUUUGACCAAUAAAUAUGCCGUUCUCAAUGAUAUAUUCCCCUCACAUUUUCGCAGCUUGGGCAUGGACAAAUUACUUAUUUUCCUAGAUGUUUGACUGAAAAACAAUCAAAAACCAUAUACGGGCAGAAAUUAUGUGGGUUUGACCAACAAAAUCUGCCGUUCUCAAUAAUUUCUUCCCCUCGGGAUAUAUUUUUAGCUUUUCUCAGUCAUUUUAGCUGAAAAAUCGGAGACAUCUGUGUGUUUGACCCAAUAAAUCUGCCGUUCUGAGUGGUUUCUCCCCCUCUGUGCAUUUACCAGCUCGGAACAGAGGAGAGCAAUAAUUUCAGCGACAGGAACGUGUUCAUGGUCCUGGUUCCCAACAAGCUGGUGCUCAAGAAGGUCCAGGAACCCCCGAAGAAGAAGGAAGCCACAGCCACAGCCACAGAGGAGGUUUCAGCCAACGUAUAG